AGGUAAAAUCGGCUACUGAAAGAGAAAAUUGAGGCUUUUGUAACUUUUAUUGUUAAAGUACUUGGGUAGUAAUGUUAAGCAGAUAAUUGAAUUAUUAGAGAUGUAAUGUAAUGUAUGAUUUGUGCUUUUCAGGUUUAUAUUGAUACGGUCGGAGAUCCAGGGAAAUAUGAGGCAAAAAUGUCUAAAAAUUUCCCAUCUAUCAAAUUUGUGGUUGCUAAGAAAGCUGAUAGUCUUUAUCCUGUUGUCAGUGGUGCAAGUAUAGCUGCAAAGGUUACGAGGGACCGAGCUGUAAGAGAUUGGGUGCUCGAUGAGACUGCUGAUAAUAUACACAGGAACUUUGGUUCUGGAUAUCCUGCAGAUCCCGCAACCAAGUCUUGGCUAGAAAAUCACAAACAUUCUAUCUUCGGUUUUCCAACAUUGGUUCGGUUUAGUUGGGGAACUUGCAGCACUUAUUUUAAAAGUGGUGCUGAAGUUUUAUGGUCUUAAACCCUAACUAUUAAAGACUUUGUUUGUUCAAAAUUUCUCAAACCUCAAAGAAUUUUUGAACCUUUCAUUACUAGUAAGUUAUUUUUUUCCAUUCGGUAAUGUUAUUCCUAACAAAAAAUGGUUAUUUCUACUCUAGUUUCUUAUUUAAUAAAUUUUUCUUCUUCUAUUUUAAAUUUUGCUCUACCUUGCUAAUUGGUACUACUUUCCCUAUUCUUUCCAUGAUAUUUUCGUUUUGAAUGCAGGGGAUGAAACAUAAAAUGAGUGUUAAAUUGGUUUUAAAUUUGGGUGGUUAGAGGUUUUCAUUAUAUAGAAUGCCAAGAUGAGAAGCUUUUGGUAUUUCUUAUGACAUGAUACUAAUCUGUGUGUUCGACAAGGAUCAAAAUGGUUUCAUCACUGCAGCUGAGCUCUGUCAUGUUAUGACAAAUCUCAGCUAAAAGCUGAAAUAUGAAGAGGUUGACGAGAUGAUUCGCGAAGUUGAUGUUGACGGUGAUGGUCAGAUCAACUAUGAGGAGUUCGUUAGAGUCAUGAUGGCUUAUUUGUUUUUAAAAUAAUGUGUUUCAAAUAUUGUGUAUAAUUAAAUUUUGAUUUUUAAUGUCAAUAACGGCUGAAUGCUUGCCCUUGGUCUUAUAGGAAUAAAUAAAUUUGGGACUGCUCUAGUUUUAUUGUGUAAGUGUCAUGCUACUAUCACUUCCCUCAGCGUGGUUGAUACCCAUAAGAGGUCUUUGAUAC
Lathyrus oleraceus (garden pea) is the source of this 1215-nucleotide messenger RNA. Its product is annotated as ribonuclease H2 subunit A. Gene Ontology annotation, cellular component: ribonuclease H2 complex. Gene Ontology annotation, biological process: mismatch repair; DNA replication, removal of RNA primer. Bases 115 to 486 code for a protein of 123 amino acids. Gene Ontology annotation, molecular function: RNA-DNA hybrid ribonuclease activity; RNA binding. The transcript has 4 exons. Lineage: Eukaryota; Viridiplantae; Streptophyta; Magnoliopsida; Fabales; Fabaceae. The record is from RefSeq and is a predicted model, not a curated record.